AUGCCUGCUACCGCCUCCCCAGCACGGGGCUUGGGCAUGCCCACCCAGCCUAACCGCGAUGAUAUUGACCAUACGUGGAACUACCUGGAGGAUGGCAUUUCACAGAUCAUGCUGAACUUGCAAUCAGGCAUGACUAUGGCAACGUACAUGGGUGUCUACACUGCCGUCCACAACUUCUGCACAUCUCAGAAGGCCGUUGGCUUUAACCCACAGCAGAACAUCAGCACAGGAGCUCAUCGAGGCGGUAAGCAUAUUCAUGGUGUCAUGUGUCCAGUACAAAAGCUAACAUCAGCAGCGCAUCUUCUCGGCGAGGAUCUUUAUAAGAAGUUGAUGAACUACCUGAACACCCACCUCGAGACCCUUGUCAAAGAAUCGACAAAGCAUACCGACGAAGCUCUACUGGCCUUCUACAUAAAGGAGUGGGAUCGCUACACCGUUGCUGCGAAGUAUAUCCAUCAUCUCUUCCGUUACCUCAACCGCCACUGGGUCAAGCGUGAGAUGGAUGAGGGCAAGAAGAACAUAUACGAUGUAUACACUCUGCACCUGGUCCAAUGGCGUGCCAUCUUCUUCGAGAAGGUGUGGGAGAAGGUCAUGGACGCAGUUCUCAAGCUGGUGGAGAAGCAACGAAAUGGCGAAACAAUUGAGUAUGGCCAGAUCAAGCAGGUCGUAGACUCUUUCGUUGCCUUGGGCCUGGACGAGACAGAUCCGUCUAAGACGACGCUCGACUGUUACCGGUACCACUUCGAGAAGCCUUUCUUGGAGGCAACAAAGCAGUUCUACCAAGCCGAGAGUAAGCAAUUCGUCGCAGAGAACAGCGUUGUUGAGUACAUGAAGAAGGCCGAGGCCCGAUUGGAGGAGGAAGAGGAGCGAGUCCGGCUGUAUCUUCACGCAGAUAUUGCACUGUCGUUGAAGAAGACGUGUAACCAAGCUCUGAUUGCUGACCACUCCAACCUACUGCGAGAUGAGUUUCAAGUGCUCUUGGACAAUGACCGCGAAGAGGAUAUGGAGCGCAUGUACAGCCUCCUGUCGCGCAUUCCCGAUGGUCUGGACCCCCUGAGGUCAAAGUUCGAGGCACAUGUACGCAAGGCAGGCUUGGCAGCCGUAGCCAAGGUUGCUCAAGACGCCGAGAAGCUGGAGCCCAAAGUCUAUGUCGAUGCUCUUCUGGAGAUUCAUACUCAGUACCAGGGCUUGGUUAAGCGAGCAUUCAACGACGAGCCCGAGUUCACUCGAUCUCUGGACAAUGCCUGCCGAGAGUUCGUUAACCGAAAUGAUGUCUGCAAAUCUGGAUCCAACAAAUCGCCCGAACUCCUCGCCAAAUACACCGAUAUUCUGCUCCGAAAGAGUGGCACUGGUGUGGAAGAGGCAGAGCUAGAGGCCACUCUAACGCAGAUCAUGACUGUCUUCAAAUACAUCGAAGACAAGGAUGUCUUCCAGAAGUACUACUCCCGCAUGCUGGCGCGUCGGUUGGUACAUAGUAACUCAUCAUCUGAUGACGCCGAGACCAGCAUGAUCAGCAAGCUCAAGGAAGCAUGCGGUUUUGAGUACACAAACAAGCUUCAGCGGAUGUUCCAGGACAUGCAGAUUUCCAAAGACUUGAACCAAGGCUUCAAGGAGCACGCCAGCCAGCUCGAAAACACCACCAUCUUGGACUCCCAGUAUUCUAUUCUGGGUACCGGCUUCUGGCCGUUGACACCUCCUAACACGACAUUCAACCCGCCGGCUGAGAUCACAAGUGACUACGAGAGGUUCACCCGCUUCUACAAGAACAAGCACGAAGGCCGAAAGCUGACAUGGCUCUGGCAACUGUGCAAAGGCGAGCUUAAAGCAGGUUAUUGCAAGAAUAGUAAAACCCCUUACACCUUCCAAGUAUCUCUGUACCAGAUGGCCAUCUUACUACUCUUCAACGACAAGGACAAGAACACCUACGAAGAUAUUGCUUCUGCCACUCAGCUGAACAACGAGACGCUGGAUCCUUCACUCGGCAUUCUACUCAAGGCGAAGGUCCUCACCAUCUCCCCUGAAGGAGAGAAGGUUGGACCAGGCAAGACUUUCAACCUGAACUAUGACUUCAAGAGCAAGAAGAUUCGAGUGAAUCUUAAUGUUGGCAUGAAGUCCGAGUCCAAACAAGAGGAAGUCGAGACGAACAAGACCAUCGAGGAGGACCGCAAGCUACUGCUACAGUCUGCUAUUGUCCGAAUCAUGAAGGCUCGCAAGAAGAUGAAGCACAGCCAACUCGUCAGCGAAACCAUCCACCAGAUACGGCAACGGUUCAUGCCCCAGGUGUCAGACAUCAAGAAGUGCAUUGAAAUUCUCCUAGAUAAGGAAUAUCUUGAGCGUCUUGAGGAUGAUGAACUUGGUUACCUCGCCUAA
Molecule: messenger RNA, 2370 nt
Organism: Phaeoacremonium minimum UCRPA7
Lineage: Eukaryota; Fungi; Ascomycota; Sordariomycetes; Togniniales; Togniniaceae
Product: putative cullin family protein
Exons: 3
Coding region: 1-2370 (789 amino acids)
Biological process (GO): protein ubiquitination; SCF-dependent proteasomal ubiquitin-dependent protein catabolic process
Cellular component (GO): SCF ubiquitin ligase complex
Molecular function (GO): ubiquitin protein ligase binding
Source: RefSeq, a predicted model, not a curated record